Molecule: messenger RNA, 2338 nt
Organism: Prosopis cineraria
Lineage: Eukaryota; Viridiplantae; Streptophyta; Magnoliopsida; Fabales; Fabaceae
Exons: 7
Coding region: 600-1736 (378 amino acids)
Molecular function (GO): hydrolase activity
Source: RefSeq, a predicted model, not a curated record
UCACGGCCGGGUUCUUGCUCUAGUUUGAUGGACAUGGUUUGUCGCCAUCUACGGUGAAGGAGAGGAAUAGAGAAGAGCUUUCCAUUUUGCUGUUGUUCGGGGCAUUUUUGUUUUUUGUUUUUUGUUUUAAUUUUAAAUAUAUAUUUAUUAAAAUUAUACUUGAAUUUCAUUUUCAGCAUACUUUUGUAAUUUAAUUCGAUUUUUAUUAUUUGGAUUCCAAUUUUAAUUCCAUGCAAAACUCUCCUUUUGUUCUUAGUUCAACCGAACUCACUGCCAUCGAAGUUGAUGCAAUUGACUGAUGGAAUUGGCCCAAGUUAAAGAGAAAUUUUCUGACCCUGGUAUCCUCGGCUAUUUUAUCAAUUGACAAAUUUUGCCAACGAUAAUUCAGCUGGUAGUUGCAGUUUUCCGAAAUUGGGAAAUAUAGAAAAUUGCUUUUCUGCUAUUAAAACAAAGAAGUUGCGGUGUCCUGAUUCAAGAAGAAAGCAUAGAAGUAGAAAGAUCAUUAUCAAUUGACUUGUGAUUUGGUGUACCUGGUGGUAUCUUGUGGUGAAUUCUGAUUAUUGUACUACAUUUGAACGUACUGUUCACCGUUGGAGCUAAUGGUGGGCCUCAGUUCUUGUUUGACACCCUCACAACUGCCUCAUUAUUCCAACUAUUUUCCCCAACGAUUACUAAACAAUCAUGGAACACGCAUGAAAAAGGUUGACCUUGGAAGGACCCAGAUUUUACCAUCUGCGCUGGGGGUUACUUCUGGCUUGCGUGUGUUUGUGGUUUCAGACUUGCAUACUGACUAUGCCGAGAACAUGAGGUGGGUAAAGUGCUUAUCCUCUGUUAAACACAAGAAAGAUGUUCUUCUUGUUGCCGGUGAUGUUGCGGAGACAUAUGACAUGUUUGUUGUCACUUUGUCUCUACUGAAGGAAAGAUUUAAACAUGUCUUCUUUGUACCUGGGAACCAUGAUCUUUGGUGUCGUCGUGAGGGAGAAAAUCAUGUUGAUUCGCUUGAAAAGCUAAAUAAAUUGCUUGAUGCAUGUAAGAGUCUUGGAGUUGAGACAAAUCCAAUGGUUACUGAUGACUUAGGAAUCAUUCCCUUGUUCUCUUGGUACCAUGAGAGCUUUGACAAAGAGCAGGAUAUAGCUGGCAUUCGCAUUCCGUCUUUGGAGAUGGCAUGUAAGGACUUUCAUGCAUGCAAAUGGCCCAAGGGACUUUCAAAUGGGGAUAUCUCCCUUGCCUUAUAUUUUGAUGGCAUGAAUGAAAGACAACAAACAGCGAUAAAGGAGAUUCAGAUGACAUGUGGUCACAUAAUUACCUUUUCCCACUUUGUUCCCAGGCAGGAACUUUGUCCAGAGAAGAGGAUGUUAUUCUAUCCCAGGCUUCCAAAAAUAAUUGGUUCAGACUCUCUUGAACUUCGAAUAAGGUCAAUACAUGGGGCGGAGGGAAGAGGGAAUGCAUCUUCUUGCCAUGUGUUUGGUCAUACCCACUUCUGCUGGGAUGCUGAUAUUGAUGGUAUCAGGUAUGUGCAAGCACCCUUGGCUUACCCAAGGGAAAGGAAAAGAAGAAUGAAUGGAGGUGAAAAUUGGUUGCCGUUUUGCAUUUAUGCUGACAAAAGAUUUACUGAGAGACUCACCCCAUGCUAUUGGUCUGAUUAUUACUCUGCCAACCCCAGGACUCCUCACAAUACUGAACUUGCUCCUUGGGUCGCUAGAUUUUACAGGCAAACUCAGAGUAUAGAUGUAUAGCAUACUUAUAAUAUUGUUCUAUUCCUGUCUUCAUUUGGCGUUUAUAUGAAUUGUCCCUCAUUUGUUGCUUGUGUUGGGAAUACUAAAUAUAAAAUGGACAUUGAGGAAUGGAUGCUAUCAUUAGCCAAGGAAAAGCUACACUCAGAUCCGAAGGGAAGAACUAAUACUUUUUAAAAAGCAAAAGUGAAGAACGAAUACUUGAAUAGUAUUUAUUCUAUGUUGUUCAUUGUAUUGCAUAUCUUUUCUUGAAAACCAACCUAGAUAACAAUAUGGUUCAUCCUUGUAGCAGAUAUUCACCAUGCAAAAAGGUUUCAUAUAUUAUUUUCUAUGCAGCAAAAAAGCAACUCUGCUCCAUGCAGGACUAAGCUCUGAAAUCUGAAUGUGGAAACCUCAAAACAGAAAGAAAAGGGAAUACCACAUACAACCAGAGGUGGAAAAAAAACAAAGGAAAAGAAAAGAAAACCAUAAAGCUUGGGCCCAACUAGUGAGAUGUACAUGUACUCUUAGAGGAAUUUUAUAUAGUUCAGUGUACAAAAUAAUUUGUGAAUUUUGAAAUGUUUGCUGUGAAAUUCUUGGAUGUAAGUAUAGUCACUAUUUUAUAA